Tripterygium wilfordii is the source of this 1311-nucleotide messenger RNA. Its product is annotated as homeobox-leucine zipper protein ATHB-13-like. Gene Ontology annotation, cellular component: nucleus. The coding region runs from base 265 to 1155 and encodes 296 amino acids. Gene Ontology annotation, molecular function: DNA-binding transcription factor activity, RNA polymerase II-specific; sequence-specific DNA binding. NCBI's taxonomy places the organism in Eukaryota, Viridiplantae, Streptophyta, Magnoliopsida, Celastrales, Celastraceae. The transcript is spliced from 3 exons. The record is from RefSeq and is a predicted model, not a curated record. Gene Ontology annotation, biological process: positive regulation of DNA-templated transcription.
ACUAAAGGAUCGUCCUCCCUCCCCUCUCUUUCUCUCUCUCUCCCCCACCCCCACUUUUUUCUCUGGAAAAACUUAUGUGAAAAAGAAAAUGAAGUCUUUAUAGGAGCUGAUGAAAUUGAUGGUGAUAAGGUAUUUAAUCAUAGCUCUCUGUUUCACAAAGUCUGCCUAUUGAUCGUGAUUGUGGGAUGAACACCACCAGAGUCUUACAGCAGUGGCUCGAGGCUAGCUAGCUAAGUAGCUUAUUGUUUAUGAUUUGCAAAUGGGAUGGCCUUCUUCCCAGCAACAAAUUUCAUGCUCCAAACUCAUCCUCAUGAAGAUGAACAUCAUCAAUCUCACACUAGUUCUCUUAAUCAAAUUCUCUCCUCUUGUCCACCCCAAGAUUUUCAUGGGGUUGGAUCAUUUCUAGGGAAGAGAACAUCAUCAAUGUCAUUUUCAGGAGUGGAUUUGUGUGAAGAGGCAAAUGGUGGUGGGGAGGAUGAUUUGUCUGAUGAUGGGUCACAACUAGGGGAGAAGAAGAGAAGGCUUAACAUGGAACAAGUUAAGACACUUGAGAAGAACUUUGAGUUGGGUACCAAGCUUGAGCCUGAAAGAAAAAUUCAGCUUGCAAGGGCACUUGGACUCCAGCCUAGACAGAUUGCUAUCUGGUUCCAAAACAGAAGAGCUAGGUGGAAGACUAAGCAGCUUGAGAAAGACUAUGAUCUCCUCAAGAGACAAUUUGAAUCUAUCAAAGCUGACAAUGAUGCACUCCAAGCUCAAAACCACAAACUCCAUGCCGAGAUAUUGGCACUUAAAGGUAGGGAGCUAACAGAGCCCAUCAACCUGAAUAAAGAAACAGAGGGUUCUUGCAGCAACAGAAGUGAGAACAGUUCAGAAAUCAAGUUGGAUAUAUCAAGAACACCAGCAGCUAUUGACAGUCCAUCAAUAUUUCAUCAUCCAAUUAUUACAAGCAGACCUCUCCUUCCACCAUCAUUAAUGAGGCCUACGGGUGGAGGAGGUGGUGAACAGCUUUUCCAAAUCUCUUCAAGGCCAGAAAUCCAAUGCCAAAAGGUUGAUCAAAUUGUCAAAGAAGAAAGCCUCACAAACAUGUUCUGCACCAUGGAUGACCACCAAUCUGGGUGUUGGCCAUGGCUUGAGCAACAACAACAUUUCCACUGAAGUUCCAACUCUAGUACUCCAUACAUAAUACCCAUUUUGCAGUUUGAAAAAAUUACCUUAUUUUCAUGACUUUCUUAUAUGAGUCCAUGUUUUGUUUAUGUACUUUUUUUUUGAGUUUUUAUGAUAACAAAUAAAAUGCUGGAGUUUGUUUUCUUU